Fimicolochytrium jonesii is the source of this 2245-nucleotide messenger RNA. RefSeq lists its product as uncharacterized. Lineage: Eukaryota; Fungi; Chytridiomycota; Chytridiomycetes; Spizellomycetales; Powellomycetaceae. The record is from RefSeq and is a predicted model, not a curated record. Bases 275 to 2212 code for a protein of 645 amino acids. The transcript has 7 exons.
UGAAGGAAAGGUUUUAAAGUCAAGACUGAUUUGAUGGAAGAGGCCGUACCGCAGCCAGGCUAUGGCCUGUUAUGGUGUGAUGGUGCGGCGUUUUGGCGGAAUAUGGUUGGUCGAGCGGCGGAGGGGAUGCGUGUCACGUGAGUGAGGCAAAGUUUCUGUCGCAAGCUUGCGGCAUGAAAAUGGGCCUGCUCAAGGGUGCCUGGCAGCCACGGCGGACUUUGUCGUUCCAUUUUCUCUACCCUCUACCCGCAAUAUCGGAAACAAUAUCUCGAACAUGUCCCUCCAAAUAUCGUCGCAUCCCGUGCCCCUUACCAUUUGCCGUGAGCAUGUGGGCUCGAAGGAAGUUCCCGCUUUGAAAGAUGAAAGCUCGGGGACGUCGUUCUUUCUUCUGAAGGACGUGUGUGGUGCUCUAGGCGUGGCCUAUGGCCGAGUUCGAGGCAUCCUGCACAGAAGGAAAGCCGAAGUGUCUACGUUAGUGCUGAGCGGGGCAGAGCUGAAGGAGUUCAAAGCGACCUCGGCGUACGCCAUGACAGCAUCCCACCUAUGCUUCGUGGAGGAAGGAGGAUUGAGCGGCAUUCUUCAAGGGAUGGGGCAUCAUCAGAACGGGAGUCCUUUAAAGCAAACAGCGGAGACUAGGGCAGAACUGGAGAGCGAAAACGACCGGGUUGAGCCAGACGUCAGCGAGCUGGUGGUUGCUCAACAGGGCUCGCCCUCAACGGCUGAGGAAGACCGGUCGACGCCCGAAACGGACGAUGUACCGCUUGGUCUGCAGUUCCGGAGCCUCAGCCCGCCCCUCACACCGCAAAGUCAGCGACUAAGCCCAUUGAUGUCCAGGGCGAACCCGGGCACUUCCGAUUCCGAAGUGAUUGAUCACGCCCCUAUCCCCCGCUUGCUUGCUACGCCGCCAACACCGGGUAAUCCGCAGCGGACUCCAGUGCCUGUCAUACCCGAGUCCAAUAUCCGGCCCAGCGGUAGUCAUGCGGGGAUCGGAUCGUCAUCCGAGGGUGCGGCAGGUCAUCAACGUGGAGUUAUGCCAGAUGUGGACAACGAGGAUCUGAGCCGAGGGAUCAAGAGCGUUUUGCGUUUCAAGUGCUACACUUUACAAAGUUUCGAGAUGACGCCCCUAAAUCAUCUGGAGUUCCAUGGCCUACGCGCGUUCUUCAGCGUGCCAUACGAGCGCAGACGGGGGCAUGGUCGGCCUUGGAACAAACAGACCAUCGCAAAGUCCCGCGAGAGGAUAUGCGGCUUCUUGGGCUGGUUGAAGGAAUCUGGACGGUCUCGAACUCCUUCGUUCGAGCAUUUCGAGGAUGUUGACUGGUUCCUGAUCAAAUACGUCGACGGUUAUCUCAGCCGCAUUAGAGGCCUGAGCCCGGGAAGCCUGGCAAACCACAUAACCUCGGCCAUAGAUGUGCUGAGAUACCGCUUAGCCGAAAACGAGGAUCCAAGCAACAGGACGGCGGCCGCAGACCCUAACACCGCGAGGCUCAUGCGCGCACGCAAUAGAAACCAGACUCUGGCCGAGCGGGACAGGAACGACAAGGACUCUCAAACCCCUGGGGUGAUCAUAUGGGAACAGUUCUUAGAAGCGGUACAUCAGGAACGGCUGGCUCUGAAAACCCUCUGGGGCACCUCGCCUAUGCCGGACAUCAGCAGAGAAUUGGCCAUCGAAGUGCAAAAGUACGUGGCACUGACUUUCUACGCUUGCAUGCCUCCGGCCAGAUCCAAAGAAGUCCGGCUACUUCUCGGCCGCCUCUUAUCGGAGAGGGAGAGCAGAGACUCGCUUCUGAACCACAUCAGCACCUCCCAUGGACGUCAUGUCGCGGUCAUCAGUGAUUACAAGAAUAGUCUCUCCAACGGACAGCAAGACAGGAUCGAACUUCCAAACGACGAGGAGGUCCUCAUCAAGUAUCUUUUGUGGCUGAUGGACCCAAGGGUCUGGGAGAUUGUCACGGGGGGAAAACCUCACGGGUUCCUGUUCUGCAAGCGGAAUGGGGACUCCUUUGAGGAUGCACGUGAUUGGACUGCCUAUAUAUCCGGCAUCGUCGAGCAGCGCUCUGGCAUAUCGAACAUCGGCCCCAACGCAUUGCGGCAUGCGUUUGCCACGUUCAUCGAAUCAUCAGACGGGGAGGAUCAACAGCGUUUGAGAGAAUCGGCUAGCAGCGCGAUGCGGCACACUGUCAGGAUGCAACAAUCGGUGUACAACAACGUCUGAUCGUUGGGUUGGAAACAAAAGGCUGUGGAGUUU